Molecule: messenger RNA, 1831 nt
Organism: Hippopotamus amphibius kiboko
Lineage: Eukaryota; Metazoa; Chordata; Mammalia; Artiodactyla; Hippopotamidae
Gene: IGSF6
Product: immunoglobulin superfamily member 6
Exons: 6
Coding region: 1-720 (239 amino acids)
Source: RefSeq, a predicted model, not a curated record
AUGGAGACAGGGAACAGACGCAGGAUCGUUCUCGGUCUGGAACUCAACCUGAUUCUACUUUACAUCGCUGCCGCGGGCAAAUGUGCCGUCUCGGUGGUUCAACCACCUUACCUCGAAGUGGACUACACUCAAAACGCUGUGACCAUGCAGUGCUCCUUCUCCACAAGGGAGUGCCCCACAGAGCAACCAAAAAGCCUGUGGUUUCGCUAUGGCGCUCACCAGUCUGAGAACCUGUGCUUGGAUGGAUGCCAAAGUGAGACAGACAAAUUUACGCUUGCGAAUCUGGCCCCAAACCAAGUUUCCCUUACUGUGAACAGGCCGACUUUCAAUGACAGUGCAAUCUACAUCUGUGGAAUAACCGUGGCCAGCUCAAAGGAAUCGACUGCUAGGCGAACGGGAGGAGGGACCAUGCUGGUGGUCAGAGACACGAAGAUUCUGAGCAGGAAGCUGCAGGGUCUCCUGAUAGCCCUCUCAGUACUGCUCUCUGUCUACAUUGCUGGUACACUCGUGGUCCUCAUCAUCCUCACCAAAUCAAAAAAUAACACUCUACGAGAGAAAAAAACAGAAGAUUCACAAAAGAAAAAGAGCGCUCGGCGUAUUUUUCAAGAAAUUGCUCAAGAGCUAUAUAAUAGGAGACACGUGGAAACAAGCCAACAACCUCAGGAGAAAGACAACACUUAUGAAAACAGAAGAGCACUUUCUAACUAUGAAAGACCAUAGAAAUCUUCUGAUUUUCAAUUAAGUCACUGAAAAUCCAACUCCAAAAGCUAUGCAAGUGUUAACGGACAUACACCCAUCAGGGUUUUUUACAAAAAGAAUUUAAAGUAACUGGAAAAGUCAACUGGCUACAAGAAGGAUCCCAGAAUAUAAGGAAACUAUUACCAAGCUACCAAAAUACUAAAACCAAACAAAAUGCAACUGAAAAAUACUUUCCUAAUUUGCUAAGAGAAUUCUAAGCAGUCAGACAUCUUCAAAAACUCCCAUUUAUAGUAUAUAUCCUGUAUUUGUUUCAUUCAACAUACGAGGUGCACCACAUGAUGACUGUUACCCUGAAGAAGAUCUGAAGUCACACCACGUGCCUCUGUCUUGUGUGGAAGAACUGUCUUUAUGGUUUAUAGAAGUGAUGGGCCAGUUAGACUAAACUGGCAGGGAAGGAGGAAUGGAGGGAGGAUGAAGAGGGUCAAAAUUUGAGUUGGAAAAAAAUCAUCUUGAAAAGUAUUUUGUAGCAAAAAUUACUUCCUCCAGUCGUGCAGUGGAGCAAUGGGAGAGUGCACAUCUUUCUGAGGUAUGCAAAAUAACUUAUGUCAUGCCACCAACAAAAAGUGAGACCAGAGGAGAACAGAAAAUAGAGGAAGAAUACAAUAACUAAAAUACAGAAAAUCCAAAGCAGAAGGUUCAAGCAGAGAAACCUCAGAACAAAUAAGCCACAACUGACUCUAGAUGUCAGUCUUGUGCCAAAUAACAGCACCAGGGAAGCAUUUGGCAACGCACUGCACCUGACAACGCCUUUGCAAUACUGAUUUUUUUUCUCUUUUAAUAAGUCAUUGUAUUACACACACACAUAAAUACACCUAUGUACACACACACACUUAUACAAACCUACACUUUUAUACACAGCUGGGAUCAUAAAGAGUACUUAACUUUGUAUCAUGCAUUGCAAUGUUGAUUUUUAACCAGCUUAGGAGGGAAAAGUUAGGUAAGGGGCUGGGUCCAGCAAGGAUGUUUAUGGCACUCAUUACCAUCUCACUAAGAAAACACGUUAUGGAGUGUUCUCUGCAAGUUACUUCUGUGUUAAAAAAAAAACCUACUUAAAGUACCUACAAGUACAUGU